AUGGCGACUUACACAACUUCUCGUGCGAUCUUCCGAAGCCUAAAAGAUCGACGAAAUACAAUACUCAAAUUCAACCAAAAUGCUUUAUUGAGACCACAUAUAGGAGCCAACAAUGCUAGGCAAGUAUCUGGUUUCUUUUGGCAAGAAUUGAAGCCCAGUAAAUCCAUGAAAAAUCUAUGCGCAGGAGUCGGGAUAGCGACCGGUCUGUUGUUUUCGUCCGUCCUGGUGAAGCAGAACCCCCGAAGAUAUUUGCUCUGUUCGGCGGCGAGUGCCCAGACUCUGGUGCGGUCUACCGCGAAUGAGACGGGUCAACGUUUGCUCUCAGAAGGAGAUGCCUCUCGUCUGAAGCUGACUCUAUACCAAUAUCAAGUGUGUCCAUUUUGCUGCAAACUGAGGGCUUUUCUGGAUUUCUACGGAUUUCCUUAUCAGAUUGUUGAAGUGGAUCCCAUCCGAAGAAAGGAAGUGAAGUUCUCUGAAUAUCGUAAAGUACCAAUCCUGGUGCAAGAAGGACAAGACGGCAACAAAUCACAAAUGAAUGAUUCAUCUGUCAUCAUCAGUGCCCUGACAACCUUCAUGACUACCGAGGAAAAAGACUUCCAGAGGAUUAUCAGCUUCUUCCCUCAGAUCAAUUCUCAAGACAAGAAAGCGUCGACUGAGUUUGCUAAUAAAUAUGAGAUUAUGACAGGCACUCCUGGACGGUCUGAGAGCGAGAAGGAAGAGAAACAAUGGCGAGAAUGGGUGGAUCACGUCUUAGUUCAUUACAUUCCUCCGAACAUCUACCGCAAUCCUUCGGAAUCUAUUCAGGCAUUCUCCUACAUAUCCAGCCACGGGAAAUAUAACGCAAUUGAGAAGUUUGUCAUCAAGUAUGCCGGUGCUAUGGGGAUGUUCUUUGUAGCCAAGAAACUCAAGAAGAAGUAUAAUCUGGACGAUGAUGUAAGGUCUUGUCUGUACGGUGCGGCGAGAGACUGGACUGUGGCUAUCGGAGAUCGUAAAUUCAUGGGAGGAGAAAAACCCAACCUUGCUGAUUUGGCUGUUUACGGUGUGCUUAGUUCAAUAGAAGGUCUGGAUGCGUUUAAUGACAUGCUUCAUCAGACGGAUAUCGGAUCAUGGUAUCAACGCACAAAGAAAGCGGUCAAGAGUCACGCUGGAUCCAGAUGAGUUCAUCAUUCUCUUUUUAUAUUUACUGUAAAUAUAAACACAAUGUCGAU
Molecule: messenger RNA, 1208 nt
Organism: Asterias rubens (European starfish)
Lineage: Eukaryota; Metazoa; Echinodermata; Asteroidea; Forcipulatida; Asteriidae
Product: prostaglandin E synthase 2-like
Exons: 5
Coding region: 1-1158 (385 amino acids)
Cellular component (GO): mitochondrion
Molecular function (GO): prostaglandin-E synthase activity
Source: RefSeq, a predicted model, not a curated record